Messenger RNA from Branchiostoma belcheri (Belcher's lancelet), 1576 nucleotides. RefSeq names its product probable H/ACA ribonucleoprotein complex subunit 1. The record is from RefSeq and is a predicted model, not a curated record. The coding region runs from base 1 to 654 and encodes 217 amino acids. Gene Ontology annotation, biological process: snoRNA guided rRNA pseudouridine synthesis; ribosome biogenesis. Gene Ontology annotation, molecular function: box H/ACA snoRNA binding. Gene Ontology annotation, cellular component: box H/ACA snoRNP complex. Lineage: Eukaryota; Metazoa; Chordata; Leptocardii; Amphioxiformes; Branchiostomatidae. The transcript has 6 exons.
AUGUCUUUCCGAGGAGGUGGAGGGGGUUUCCGGGGUGGCCGCGGCGGCGGAUUCGGAGGCCGUGGAAGGGGUUUUGGAGGUGACCGCGGCGGGCGUGGAGGGUUCAGAGGUCGUGGAGGGGGAAGGGGGAGAGGAGGGUACAACAACUACGACCAGGGACCCCCUGCAGAGGUCACAGAAGCCGGCCACUAUGUCCAUCCUUGUGAAGGUGACCUUGUGUGUAAGGCUGACCUUGUAGAAAAGGUUCCGUACUUCAACGCCCCCAUCUACCUGGAGAAUAAGGAGCAGAUCGGCAAGGUGGACGAGAUCUUCGGAGGAAUCAAGGACUACUAUUUCUCUGUGAAACUUUCAGAUAACAUGAAGGCUCAUUCCUUCUCCAAAGACCAAAAGUUCUACAUUAGCACAGAAAAGCUGCUCCCAUUACAGAGAUUCCUCCCCCAGCCUCCAGGGGCAAAGAGAGGCAGGGGUGGUGGAAGAGGAGGGAGGGGUGGCGGAAGAGGUAAGAGCCCUUCUGGGGGGUUCGGUGGAAGAGGAGGGUUCGGUGGAAGAGGGGGGUUCCGAGGGGGCCGCGGAGGGGGUAGAGGAGGAGGGGGUGGAUUCAGAGGAAGGGGUGGUGGUGGUGGGUUCCGAGGCAGGGGUCGGGGAGGCUACUGAUGUCACAACUGGACCUCUCCAUAGAAUUUCCAUUUCAGUUCUUCUCUACGAUAUGUUGAAUAUUCUGCUGAAAACCAGCACUUUGGACAUUAAACCUGAUAGAGAGAGAGCACUUUGGCUAUGUCAAGCCAAGUCAACUUUCUGAAAAUGCCCAUACUUGAACUUUGAGUAAAAUAUACUCUCAUAAUUUUAAUUUUAGUUCUUUUCAACGAUACAUUGAGUAUUCUGAAGACCAACACUUAAGCUAUGUAAAGCCAAAAAUAAACUUUCUAAAGUACCUGAUCUUCAAAGUAAAAUGUACUGUCAUGAUUUUUAUUUCAGUUCUUUUCAACGAUAUGUUGAAUAUUGUAAAGAACAACAAGUUAACUUCCUAAAAAUGACUGUACUUGAAAUGCAAAUAAAAUGUGCUCUCAUGAUUUAAGUUCUUUUUGAUGAUAUGUUUAAUAUUUUGAAGACCAACACUUUGGCUACAUCCAAUAAGACUCGCUAUCACGACUUUUGCUACUGUGGUAAAAUUUAAAAGUCUAGUAUGAAACUUACUCUUAUAUGUUCUGGUGUGUACUCAGGGUUAUUAAAUAACAGAAAAGUCCCUCUCCAGUCACUAUGCCUGUGUGCCUCAUUUAUUUUAGAAACAACUUCUGCUACAGCUUCGGACUUAUGGUUGGACUAUUGAUAUGUCAAACUGUCAUGGUCUGAGAUUUUCUUAUUUUGCAAGAAAAACUUUGUGCUUUGAAUACUAGUACUACAUUGAUGGUUUUAUAAACUUGCUUAUCUUCAUUUAUGUUCUUUUAUUGUUCUAGGAUAUUAGGGGGUAACAUUUGAAUAUUCGUGGUAUUGACAUAAAAAUCACUUUGUAAUAAGUUACAAAGAUUAUUUGGUCAGUAUUUAUAUACUGAUGAUGAUCAAUAGAAACUGUUCUUCA